Molecule: messenger RNA, 1185 nt
Organism: Miscanthus lutarioriparius
Lineage: Eukaryota; Viridiplantae; Streptophyta; Magnoliopsida; Poales; Poaceae
Source: the annotation of a GenBank genome assembly
AUGGCACUACAUCGGCCAAAAACCGCUUUUGAAAUCAUCUUGAGAUCAAACUUGGAAGCGCGAUUUUUCGAUCGAGGGACGAUGAAAGUAGAGGAAGUUCAAAUAGAUUUCUCCUACGGCCCAACUAUUUCUCCUACCGUUGGGCCCAAUCUCCCUUGGAACAGCAGAGCCCACGGUAGACGGCACGCUGCUUCAGCAGCCACCCGCGAGUCCUCGUCCGCCACUCCGUCGAACGCCCCUGCGCACGCUCCAGCUGCUAUGCUCCUCCGCCCGCGCCCCUCCCUCUUCCGAGCCGUCGCGCCGCCGCCGCUAACCAGCGCCUGUGUCCCCUCCCGUCGCACGUUCUCAGCUUCUGCAGAGGCGGGAACAGCCUCCCCGAAGGAUGCAGCGCCAGCGCCGGUUCCGGCGGCCACGCGCAAGAACGCCAGGAAGGCCGGGCCGCCGCCUAUGGGGAUUGUGAAGACGGCGCUGUUUCUGCCGCCCGGGGUGGAGCGGGAUGCGGCGGUGGCCGCGGACAUGGUCAUACCGGGGUCGAACAUUGUGGUCGGGCCCUACGCUGGGGACGCUAGGGUGAAGGAGGCUGAGUUCGUCAAGAGCAGCGCGCGCGCGGGGGACUGCCCCAAGGACGACCGACCCGAGUUCGCCGUCCUCGGUCGCUCCAACGUUGGCAAGUCCUCGCUCAUCAACGCUCUCACCCGUCGCAAGGAAGCCGCGCUCACCUCCAAAAAGCCUGGGAAGACCCAGACAAUCAAUCACUUUUUGGUUAAUAAGAGUUGGUACCUUGUGGAUUUGCCCGGUUAUGGGUUUGCAGCUGCAUCCCAAUCAGCUCGAAUGGACUGGUCUUCAUUUACCAAGGGUUACUUCUUGAACAGAGAUACCUUGGUUGGCGUACUCCUCCUUAUUGAUGCCAGUAUCCCACCUCAGAAAAUUGAUCUAGACUGUGCUAACUGGCUCGGCCGUAACAAUAUUGGAUUGACAUUUGUCUUCACCAAGUGCGACAAAGUAAAGAAGGGUAAAGGAGGGCGGCCUGAUGAGAACAUCAAGCAGUUCCAGGAAACUAUCAGUGGGCUUUAUCCAGAGCCACCACCAUGGAUCAUGACAAGCAGUGUUACCGGAUUAGGCCGCGACGGGCUACUCCUCCAUAUGUCGCAGCUGAGGAACUACUGGGAUAAUGAAGCAGUCUAG